GUGCAGGAGACGAGGAGAUCCACAGUUGUUAUGUAAUAAAGUCUGUCCGUGUUUGGAAUGGCAAGUCUGCAAGGCACAAGUGGAGGCUGCAAUAUUUUGGGGCCAGACACAUUGUCACAAGGUGGCCAGAGGCAAAACCUCGAACUGAACGAUGGCACAGCCUGUCCUGCUUUUCCGGAGCCCAGUUCCGGACACACAUUCCAAGGCGCCUCAGGAUCAGGAAAAUGCCAGGAGGAACAUCAGUACAACGUUGAUAAAGAUGAGAAACAGCAAAAUGACAAAGACAACCACACGUUGGGUCUCGGGAUUCAUGUUGCAUCGGAGGAUAGUAUGAAGCGUGCUCAAUUUUUGCUUGGCUCGAUCCGAUCCCUUAGCCAUGUCUUGGCCUGAGCAAGCAGGUCUCCGUGAGAAAACGCUGAAUGAUCUCUUUAGCUGCACAAUCUGCACACAAUAGAGUUGUCCUGCAGCUGUCAGAAAGAGAAAGCUAUCUGCUUUGCAUAGUCUUCACCGAGGCACUGCACAUGUGCCACGACCAUUACCUUUUAUUCCUAGGAUCAGCAGAUAACACCAGAGAUUUAUAUCCCUUAAGAGCUAUGCAGCAAGGAAUCAGCAAUCCAUAGAUGCUUUAUAGCCUUAGCAGGAUGAUGGAGGCAUUUAAUUCCCCUUACGAGAAAAGCCUUGCAUUCUGUAACAGCAGUAGUUGCUGAGAUAUUGGCUUUUUCAUCAGCCAAUCAGGUGUUUGCAGACUGUGGUAUCUAGGAUACACGCCGUCUUAUAAGGACAAAAAGAAAAGGGGGUUUUGUUUGACACAUUUACA
Pelobates cultripes (western spadefoot toad) is the source of this 817-nucleotide messenger RNA. The record is from the annotation of a GenBank genome assembly. Lineage: Eukaryota; Metazoa; Chordata; Amphibia; Anura; Pelobatidae.